GGGGACCAAAAUCGUACUAGAGAGUAUAGCAUGUCACACGAAAUGCGUUAUGCGCUAUAGUCUGACCAUUCCCCACCACACGGUAUGCUCGGCUCCAUGUACUUGUAUAUGUUUAGUAUAUAUCUGUGUGUGUAUAAUAGCAUACACAUUAUACAUGUACAGUGUAGCGCCUGCAUAACUAUAUCAAUACAUUUCUAAACAUUUAUUUAUUCGAUAUUAACCUACAAACACUUUGAACUUGCGGAGAUAUUGUUUUAAAUUUUAUAAUUUAUUUAUAAUCGAUAUAAAUAUAAAUUUGUGUCAGUUGAAUACAGUAAAAUAUGGAAGUUACGUAUUCUAGUGAGAAUGAUCCGGGAGUUGCGGAACACGUGGAUGCGGUAAUUAAUCCUGAAACCUGUCCAUCAACAACAACCGGUCAUAAAAAAACUCAAGCAAUUCGACAACAAGAAUACAGACUUCGGAUGAAAGAAAAGUCUGGGCCUAAAAAACAGAAAGAGGACAGACCAGCCAAAAAGUCCGCAGCGGAGCGUCAACGGGAAUGCAGGUUGAGAAAAAAACUCCGAGCGAAUCAAAACAUCAACGCAGAGUCAAACUCAGACGUUACUGAAAUUUUACCGAGGCAAGAUGCAGGACCUUCCAACUACUUGACAUCGGUAACUACAGCACAGGUGGUACCUUCAAGUCCUGACGAUGGACCUGUCAUUACACACCACGAAGUAGUUAUUGAGACUGCACCGGUAUCAACAAAAAAACGUCAAAACGUACAACAGCACGAAAGUGUUAGUGAUGUGUACAAAAAAAAAAGGAAACCAAAUCAAACCAGAAACCUUAAUUUUGAUGAGAUUUGUCAGCUUCCCAGCCAACCUAUACUGACUCCUCGUUUGCUAACUAAUGAAAUGGAAAUUUUACAACCAGCCGAGAAUGAAUUCAUUGAAAAUGAAGACAAUAUCAACAUGUCUGAAGAGUCAACAUCGGAGCCAAAUUCUAGCCUGCCAUACCGUAGCUAUCAAACUCAUAAAUCAGCACAUAAGCUAUUUAAAAAAAAGAUCCUACAGAAUUCCUUUGGUCACGCCUGUAAUGUUUGUGAUCGUUUAUGGUUUUUAGAAGAUCUUAAAUGUGGAUCAGCAGAUGAAGAAAUCUUACUUAAACGAAUUACGAAUUUUACGGAUGUCACUCAAGUCAUGAUGUGCAAAACUUGCAGAGCCAGUAUCUUAAAAGGCAAUAUUCCCUUUUUAGCUACGUAUAAUGGUUUUAAAUAUCCACAAAGACCAGUGGAUUUGCCGGAAUUGGAUAUUAUUGCUGAGAGACUUAUUUCACCAAGGCUUCCGUUUAUGCAAAUACGUAGAUUACGCCAUUUCAAUGGUCAAUUUGCUAUAACUGGCCAAAUAAUUAAUGUGCCUGUCUCGGUUGAUAAUAUGAUAAAACUUUUACCAAGGCCGCUUGAUGGAAAUGAAGAAGACUAUUGUAUUAAUGUUCAUAUUAAGAAGAAACUUAUUCAUAAAACAAGUUACCUUCACGGAUUGGUUAAAGGUAUUGUCAUUAAAAAAUGGUUGACGUAUUUAAUUGAAACACCUCUGUAUAAGCACUUCCAAAUUAAAGUGGAUGAUGCUUGGUUUACAUCCAAUGGUGAGAAAGUCAUAAUUGAUUACACGGAUACAGGAGGAUCGAGUAGACAAGAUGAUGUGCAAGAGCUUCCAUCCUCUGAAACAGCAAAUCACACUCACUCUGUGGAUUCUGACUCCAUAGAAAAACGAAUACACAUCGAUGAUUUAAGUGAACAUAUUGUGAUUGAUGAAAGUCUGACUGCGCAACAGCAAACUCUCAUGUGGAGUGAGGAUAAAUUUUACAAAUUGCUCCAGGUGAAAAUAAAGUUCCAGAGAGUUUGUUAUUUGACACAUAUGCAGAGGAAUUAUCAUUUCCAGCCAUUUACCUUGGGGAAUUUCGUGUAUUUCGAGAAGAAGCCAAUGUAA
Molecule: messenger RNA, 1970 nt
Organism: Cotesia glomerata
Lineage: Eukaryota; Metazoa; Arthropoda; Insecta; Hymenoptera; Braconidae
Exons: 3
Coding region: 321-1970 (549 amino acids)
Source: RefSeq, a predicted model, not a curated record